Syngnathus acus (greater pipefish) is the source of this 849-nucleotide messenger RNA. It is a transcript of the gene ptrh2, whose product is annotated as peptidyl-tRNA hydrolase 2. The transcript has 3 exons. The coding region runs from base 134 to 670 and encodes 178 amino acids. NCBI's taxonomy places the organism in Eukaryota, Metazoa, Chordata, Actinopteri, Syngnathiformes, Syngnathidae. Gene Ontology annotation, cellular component: cytosol; mitochondrion. The record is from RefSeq and is a predicted model, not a curated record. Gene Ontology annotation, molecular function: peptidyl-tRNA hydrolase activity. Gene Ontology annotation, biological process: negative regulation of anoikis; positive regulation of anoikis.
GAAAAGAAGAAGAGUGUAACCUCCAAUACACGAGGUAGCGCUAGUAUACCUUUCUACGAUUCAAAAGAACAGAGGAAGAAACCCGGCUCAUGCCUAUUUGGUAGUUAAUACGUGGAGCAGAUUUGAGUUUAACAUGGACAUCCUCCAGCGUCCAUUAGAAAUGCUCAAAAGUCCACUGGGCAUGGGUGUCGCUGCAGGACUGGGUUGCGGGCUCCUCCUGGGUUGGCAGCUGGGUGGCCACUUGGGUCCAUUCCCCAAAUGUCUGUUUGGCGGCAAGGGGUCCGGCUCGACCAAAGCGUUGGAGAUGGGUGAAGGAGGGGAGUUCAAGAUGAUCCUGGUGGUCCGCAAUGACUUGAAGAUGGGCAAAGGGAAGGUGGCGGCCCAGUGUGCCCACGCGGCCGUGGCGGCCUACAAGCAAGUGCAGCGUAGGAACCCUGAGCUCCUUAAGAUGUGGGAGUACUGCGGCCAGCCUAAAGUGGUGGUGAAGGCCCCGGACGAGGACACCCUGAUUCAGCUCCUGGGGCUCGCCAAGGAGAUGAAGCUGCCCGUCAGCCUGAUACAGGAUGCAGGCAGGACACAAAUCGCCCCUGGCUCCCGCACGGUGCUCGGUAUCGGUCCUGCUCCUGCUGAGCUUAUUGACUCUGUCAGUGGCGAUUUGAAGCUUUACUAAAGCUCCCUCUCACAACCAUUUAAUACAAAGGAAAUGCAAUGACAUUACCUGUUGGUAUAAAUCACUGGCACAGAUAAGUGAACAAAGUUGCAUUAUUUUUUUUUGUAAAGACAUUGACUAAUAAAGUGAAAUUGGAUCAGUGCUGAAUCUCACACUGGUCUAAUGUAAACAAAAUUUCA